AUGGCCCUGGUGGAUGAUCACCAAGUCAAGAGACGGCGCUUGGACAGAAUUUGCGAAGGCAGCCGCCCGCAGAUCGUCACCGGCCUCCUGCACCCCCGGCCCCUGGUGGCGCUGUUGGACGGCCGCGACUGCGCAGUGGAGAGGCUGAUCCUGAAGGACCUGGCCACCGUGGCCUUCUGUGACGCCCAGUCUACUCAGGAGAUCCAUGAGAAGGUGUUAAACGAGGCUGUGGGCGCCAUGAUGUACCACACCCUCACCCUCACCAGGGAGGACCUGGAGAAGUUCAAGGCCCUGCGAGUGAUCGUGCUGAUAGGCAGUGGCUACGACAACGUGGACGUCAAGGCUGCCGGUGAGCUCGGGAUUGCUGUGUGCAACGUCCCGUCCGCAGCAGUGGAAGAGACGGCCGAUUCCACCAUCUGCCACAUUCUCAACCUGUACCGGAGAAACACGUGGCUGUCCCAGGCGCUGCGGGAGGGCAUGCGGAUACAGAGUGUGGAGCAGAUCCGAGAGGUGGCCUCGGGAGCAGCACGCAUUCGCGGGGAGACACUAGGCCUCAUCGGCUUUGGUCGCACGGGGCAAGCGGUUGCUGUUCGAGCCAAGGCCUUUGGAUUCAGCGUCGUAUUUUAUGACCCCUACUUGCAAGAUGGGAUAGAGCGGUCCCUGGGUGUGCAGAGGGUCUAUACUCUACAGGACUUGCUGUAUCAAAGCGACUGCGUCUCCUUGCACUGCAAUCUCAAUGAACACAACCACCACCUCAUUAAUGACUUUACUAUAAAGCAGAUGAGGCAAGGAGCAUUCCUCGUGAAUGUGGCCUGUGGGGGCCUGGUGGAUGAGAAAGCCUUAGCCCAGGCCCUCAAGGAGGGCAGGAUACGAGGGGCGGCCCUCGACGUGCAUGAAUCGGAGCCCUUUAGCUUUGCUCAGGGUCCACUGAAGGAUGCACCAAACCUCAUCUGUACUCCCCACACGGCCUGGUACAGUGAGCAGGCCUCACUGGAGAUGAGGGAGGCUGCUGCCACAGAGAUCCGCCGGGCAAUCACAGGUUGCAUCCCAGAAAGCUUACGAAACUGUGUGAACAAGGAACUCUUUGUCACCUCAGUUCCUUGGUCAGUAAUAGGCCAACAAGCAAUUCCUCCCCAGCUCAAUGGUGCCACAUACAGAUACCCACAAGGUAUCAUGGGCGUGGCUCCAGGAGGACUGCCUGCAGCCAUGGAAGGGAUCAUCCCUGGAGGCAUCCGGGUGAGUCACAACCUCCCUUCAGUGGCACACUCUUCCCAAGUGCCCUCUCCCAACCAGCCCACAAAACUCGGGGACAAUUGA
Messenger RNA from Nycticebus coucang (slow loris), 1317 nucleotides. Its product is annotated as C-terminal-binding protein 2-like. NCBI's taxonomy places the organism in Eukaryota, Metazoa, Chordata, Mammalia, Primates, Lorisidae. Bases 1 to 1317 code for a protein of 438 amino acids. Gene Ontology annotation, molecular function: oxidoreductase activity, acting on the CH-OH group of donors, NAD or NADP as acceptor; transcription corepressor activity; NAD binding. The transcript has a single exon. The record is from RefSeq and is a predicted model, not a curated record.